This is a messenger RNA of Oryza sativa Japonica Group (Japanese rice), 2261 nucleotides long. The record is from RefSeq and is a predicted model, not a curated record. Lineage: Eukaryota; Viridiplantae; Streptophyta; Magnoliopsida; Poales; Poaceae.
UACUCUACAGAUUUAUAUAAGGCAAGGGUGAGUACUUAAUGUACUCAGCAAGCCAAGGAAAAAAAUGACAUGUUCGGUUUAAACAAGUAGGCUAUGGUUUUAUUUGCGAAAGCAGUCUUUUCGGCAAAUAAAUUUACUUGAGUCAAAAUUUUAGUUGUCGGGAGGAGGCUCACGCCUUGUCCCAUUCCACAAGUUGAUUUGCAACAACUUGUCACAAUGAUUAUUAAACAGUAAAUUAACUUGGUUUCUCUGUUAGUUUCUUUUCACUUUCACAAUAACUAGAUUAAAUCAAUCAUAACAACACUAUUUCUCAUAGUUAACCUAGCUAUCUCAACACAACAACACACCUAACUUUGCAAUACCAUUCAUAUAGACCCUAAUGGUGGUUUUGCAAAGUAUUAAUCAAAUGGUGUGUGUUUGCACUAGUUCGUUAUUUUAUUUCCUUAGGAAGCAUUACAUUCUUGCCUCCAAAAUAGUCAUAAUGACCAUUCCGCGGUUGACCACAGUAACCCAGUAUUGUAACAUUCUUGAGACCGGCCAAUUCUUUUGACAGUUACUCUUCAUGGUGAUCAAAUAAUGUUCCUCAGGAAACUAACUUUAAAAUGUAAUCCUGAGUGAAUCCGAGCGGCGAGUCCUAAUUAAAUGGGUUGUGUUUGGCCUGAAAAGAGAAAAAAAAGUAGGGCACAAACAAAAGGUGUGUUAGGUGACUCCAAGUGGGGAAGGUAAGUAUGCGCUCCGCUUCGCCGCCCUGGGCAUCGCCGCCAGCGGCGGCGCCCGCGCGGCCGCCUCCCACGCUUCUCCGACGACCUCAGCCUGCUACUCUUUCGACCGCGCCCUCUGCAACAGUUUCCUCUCCACUGCCGUCGCCGCAGGGUCAACUGAAGAACGCCCUCUGGCGUGACACCCCCCCCCCCACUGCCGCCCAGAUCCGCGGCACGGAUCUCGCCGGGGGGUGUCUCCCAUGUCUCGGCGACGCCGGAUCCGCAGGGAUACUCCGCUCCGCUGAGUGCGCACUCCUUCCGCGACGUCGUAGCAUCCGAGAAGACCUUGGAUUUCAAAUUUGAAAAGUGCCAACAACCCGUUCGCUGCGACUUGAAGAUGGCCCAUGCAGGAAGCCAGCAAAUCACCUAGGUGCUCGCCUCCGCGACGCAACAGCUACUCCACGCCCUACCACGCUAGGCCGGAGAGGGAGAUGGCGCGACGUCGCCACAGUACGGCCGCGGCAGAGGACUUCACUCCUCUUGAGCCUGGUUGGCAACAGGUGAGAGUGCGCCAUUGGUGGCGUCGGGCAGUUCAUUCAAGCCCCGCCCAACCACCAUCUUCAAGGCGACGAGACGUUUCUUUAAUCCAGCCUCCCAGCGAGCCCAGAGUGCCCUCCGGCGCCUUUCACCUCUUCCAGCAAGAAACUUACGGUCGAUGCUUCAUUUGCCUCUCUCGCGACCACCGCGCGGCACACUGCCGUGACCUGGUGCGGUGCUUCCUCUGCCACAAGUCAAGGCACAAAGCGCGUUUCUGUCCCCAACGCCAUUCCUCGGCCCCGGCUAGCGAACGCGGCCCGGAGCGCCGCCGCCAGACUCGCCAGCCAGAGCAGACUCGCCGGCCAGAGCAACUUCCCCGUGCGACACGCCCACCUCCACUGCUCCCUUCCAGCCGCCGCUCGCCAAAACCAACACAGACACGCAGCACCACGCUUCCGCCUCCACCUCCUCGCUCAGUUUUCUCGCCGAUGGCGCAUCUCGGCGACCCCUCUACCCAGCCGGAGGAGGAGUGUUUCAUCCCGACUCCGCACGCCACCGAGGUGGAACUCAAGGAAUGGGAAUCCACGGCGGUCAUCACUUGGGUGGCCAGGGCACCUGCAUCCACCACGCCGAAGGAGGCGGAAGCCAUUUUCAUGGAGGAGCUCCAUCUGAGGGAGGGUGAGGUGGUCGUCUCUCGUCACCAUCCUGAGGCGUUCAUCAUCAAGUUUGCACACCAGCGACAUUGUGUCGAAGCCCUGAAGAGAGGCUCCGUCAAGCGCCGUGGCAUCGAGCUUCACUUCGUCAAGUGGCGAGGCCUCAAAAGUGCUUUAGGCGUCGCCUUGAUGUUCCGCGCCACGCCUGGGACGCGGACACCGUCGAGCGCGUUGUGGCACGCACCUGCGCUCUGGAGAGCAUCGAGACAAGCCUCCUCCACCCGCCGGACACGCGCUGGAUCAGUGUGUGGGCGUGGACGGGAAACCUGAGCUCCAUCCCCAAGCGAGUUUGGCUCAUCUUCACCAGCAG